Ruditapes philippinarum (Manila clam) is the source of this 1621-nucleotide messenger RNA. RefSeq lists its product as uncharacterized. Bases 23 to 1228 code for a protein of 401 amino acids. The record is from RefSeq and is a predicted model, not a curated record. NCBI's taxonomy places the organism in Eukaryota, Metazoa, Mollusca, Bivalvia, Venerida, Veneridae. The transcript has 11 exons.
UUGUUACGAUUGUUACAGUAAAAUGUUUUGGAAUGUGUUUAAAUAUAUAUUUUGUUUUGUAAUUUUGAUAUUUGCAGUGUAUUCACAAGACUGUAACAUGGGUGGGUUCACAUACAAGGAUUCAAAGUACAUACUGUCACGUGAACCAAGGACCUUGUACUCGUCAAAGAUACAUUGCGAAACCAUUGGAACACGUCUGGUGACAAUCGGAACUGUAUCGGAAUACCAUAUUCUCCAAGGAAACAACGUUUGUGAGAAGAAGUUUUGGAUAGGAUCACCGAAUAUUUUCAAUCCGAAAACCCGAUCAGUAAUGUCGUCAAGUGCAAUUGAUCCUGAUAUCCUGGAUAACAAGCCCCUGUGUAUCAUCUUGAACAAAGGAUUGACAGUCACUAAUUGCAGUGAUAAAUAUCAAUCUAUCUGUGAAAAAAAUGAAACCCGAAAAUCUCUUUGGGUCGAGGAACUGCUCAACUUUUCACUACCUAUAGAUGAAGUGUCGAGGAAUUGCGAAUACCUACAAAAGAACAAGCAAAAGGAGUAUGUGAAAUCAAAUGUGUCAGUUGAAGACCUAUACGAUAAGGUGUUUAACUCGUCAGAUUAUGACCCAGUGAAUGUUUUAAAACAACUUAAGAACGCAACAUAUGCAUGUAAAGAAACCAAUGAAACAUUUCAAGCCGUAAGACUAAUAAAGGUCGUGAAAAUGAUGACAAAACUUGCAGAAUUGGAUUUAAACAACUCAAAGGCAUUGGCAGAAGACAGGCUAAAGCCAUAUCUGGAUAUCAUGAGUAAUCUCGUCGGGGAUCAUACAAUUUACAGUUGGAUUGUUACGAUAAACCAGGAUUUUAAUGCGCCAGAUAAUGCGAACAUUUACAUUUUUAGUCCGCUUGAGAACGCAAUAUAUGCUUACAAAGAAAAUAAUGAAACGAUACAAUAUGACAUAUUAAUAAAGAUCUUGGACAUUUUUGCGACACAGGCAGGUGUGGAUUUAAAUGCCCAAAAUUCCUUGACAAAAGAAAGUCUAAAGCCAUUUCUGGAGAUCAGGAGUAAUCUCCUAGGGAAUCAUACAAAAGAAAGUUGGGUUAUGAUAGUAUACCAGACAGGCAAUAGCGGAUAUGAAUUUAGCUAUGACUUUAAAAGUAUCACGAAUGCAGAAGAUGAAUCUGGCAAGAAAGCUUGUAUGUAUGUAUGUAUGUAUGUAUGUAUGUGUGUAUGUGUGUGUGUGUGCGUGUGAACUCCUAGUAUGAUAUCUUCUAUAUAAACGAAAAACAUGAUAAAUUUUAUGAAUAUUCUUUUGUUAAAGAAAAAUAUAGAAGCUGUUAAUAAUACUAAUUAAUAAUACGAAAAUUAUACGAAUAUUUCUUUCACCUAUACUUGAUAGCUUAUAGUAGGAAUAGAUUCUAAAGUUUUAUGCCAUCAAGUCAAUGUCACUUCUUUUCUAAUAUUUCAUGUUUUAGUUUUUUUUCUCGAACAACUGGAUUUGAAAAACGAAGACAAAGAAAUUAAUUUCAUUUUAGACCAUUGGUGUACGCGAUGUGUAUAUUUUUUAAACCACAUUGGAUACAUUUUUUAUGUGCACAUAUAGGCACAUUUUUGCAAGCGAUGGCAGUAUAAGGUAUUUGUAAGU